AUGGUGGGCCUCAUCUCUGCCGCUGGCCUUAUUGGCUUCCUGGCCGAGCCAGAUCCGGAGCUCAGAGUUUUUGCCCUCAAACAGCUCGAUACUCAGGUUGAUCUUCUCUGGACCGAAAUUGCCAACUCAAUCAGCCAAAUUGAAGAGCUAUAUGAAGAUGAAUCCUUUUCGGAAAGGGAGCUCGCUGCUCUCGUAGCCGCGAAAGUGUAUUAUCACCUUGGAGAAUAUAAUGAAAGCAUGGCAUUCGCCUUGGGCGCUGGGAAGCUUUUUAGCCUUGAUCAGACUGGAGAAUUCGAAGACACGAUCAUUUCGAAGUGCGUUGACACUUACAUCGCACUUUCAGCAAGCCGGGAUCCUUCUCUUGCUGCCACCAGCAGCAACCAACAGCCUUUACAACUGUCGACUGCCUUUCCUCAACAUGGUGAUGGUGCGGCAAAUACUGCGGCAAGUCUGACUUCACCGACCACUCCAUUCUCCCAAUCGGCCUUGCCUUCAAGAUCGCUUCUGUCCCGCGAAAAUACCGCCUCUUUCGACCAAGCCCCUACCGAUACUGGUACUGGUCUGCAUGGUAGCCCCGAGUCUAUCAUCCAGCAACGCGGAAUACAGAAGCAGCUGCAAAGAAUUAUCGAACAGCUUUUUGAGCGAUGUUUCCAAUCAAAGCGAUAUCGGCAGGUUGUAGGUAUUGCCAUCGAGGCACGAAAUCUUGACAUCCUCAGGCGCGUCAUUCUUCGGGCCAGCGAAGACGAGAAGAAGGAAAGUGGUGAAGUCACACGGUACGGAAAGGAGCUCAUGGAUUACAUCCUGGAUAUUUGUAUGAGCGUUGUGCAGGAACGAGGAUUGCGGAACGAGAUUCUGCAGUUGAUACUAGAACUCCUCAACGACAUACCUUCCCCCGACUAUUUCUCGAUCGCCAAAUGCGUAGUUUACCUGGAUCAGCACUCAAUGGCAUCGGACAUACUGCGGCAAUUAGUGGAAAGAGGUGAUGCUCGAUCACUUGCAGUCGCUUACCAGAUCUCGUUUGAUCUCUAUGACAAUAGCACACAGGAAUUCCUAAAGAAAGUUCGUGCCGAAUUGGAAGAGCUCAUUCCAUCCGAAGAAGGGUCCAAGCCUGUCGAGGAGAACACUGAUGACAAGAUGGAAGCUGAAGCAGACGAUGCCCAGGAAUCUGAUCGGCUCCUACAACAACCAGAGGAUCAGCCCGCUGCGCCGAAAUCUUCCUCGCUCGAAAAUGACGCUAAGUUAUCCAAAGAGGCUCGAGCAGCUGUUCGUGCGGUAAGACAGAUUUUGGAUGGCGUCAACACGAUUCAACUGAGUCUAGAAUUUUUAUUUCGAAGCAAUCGUGCAGAGAUGUCGAUCCUCAACAAAGUAAAAGACAGCUUAGAGGCCCGCAACUCGAUCUACCACACCGCAGUGACAUUAUCCAACGCCUUCAUGCAUGCCGGUACCACCCACGACAAGUUUUUCCGAGACAAUCUGGAGUGGUUAGGAAAGGCCGUCAACUGGUCCAAAUUCACCGCAACUGCUGCACUUGGGGUUAUACACCGAGGCAAUUUGACUCAAGGCCAAAAGUUACUUGCUCCAUACCUGCCCAAGGACAACCCAUCUGGAGCACCCAAUACGGGCUCAUUUUACAGCCAAGGUGGCUCGCUGUACGCCUUUGGCUUGAUAUACGCGAACCAUGAAGGCUGGGCUGUGGAUCUGAUCAGGGACCACUUCAAGAAAGCAACGGAAGAAGUUGUCCAGCAUGGCGGAGCCCUGGGUCUCGGUGUUGCAGGUAUGGGCACCGGGGACGAAGGCAUCUAUGAUGAUCUCAAAGGUGUGCUCUAUACAGAUUCGGCUAUCAAUGGAGAGGCGGUGGGUCUGUCUAUGGGCUUGAUCAUGCUGGGUUCAGGCAAUCUGAAAGCUUUGGAAGACAUGAUCCAAUACGCGCAUGACACCCAGCACGAGAAGAUUGUCAGGGGGCUGGCAAUGGGUAUGGCCUUGAUAAUGUAUGGCCGCCAGGAGAGCGCAGAUGAACUCAUCAAUGGCUUACUGAGUGAUCCGGAUCCGACUCUACGAUACGGCGGCAUCAUGACCAUCGCUCUGGCAUAUUGUGGCACUGGUAGCAACAAGGCGGUCCGAAAGCUCCUUCAUGUGGCGGUUAGCGACGUUAGCGACGACGUCCGACGCGUUGCCGUCAUGAGCUUGGGUUUCGUUCUAUUCCGAAAGUACAAUAGUGUCCCUCGCAUGGUCGAGCUUCUUGCUGAGUCUUACAACCCGCACGUUCGUUAUGGUGCUGCGAUGGCACUUGGGAUCUCCUGUGCCGGUACUGGUCUUGAUGAGGCCAUUGACCUGCUCGAGCCCUUGCUAAAAGAUCCCACCGACUUCGUUCGCCAGGGUGCAUUGAUCUCGUUGGCGAUGGUCCUCAUUCAGCAAAACGAGGCCAUGAAUUCUAAAGUCGGCACCAUUCGAAAAACAAUGCAGAAAAUCAUCAGCGAUCGUCAUGAAGACGCGAUGGCCAAGUUUGGCUGUGCCAUUGCUAUGGGGAUCAUUGAUGCGGGAGGUCGAAACUGCACCAUCAGCUUACAGACCCAGACUGGGAAUCUCAACAUGCAGGGCAUUGUGGGCGCCGCGGUCUUCACACAAUACUGGUAUUGGUUCCCAUUGACACAUUUCCUGUCCCUCAGCUUUACCCCUACCGCUGUGAUAGGUGUGGACCAGAAGUUGGAGGUGCCUGUGUUCAAGUUCCAUUGCAAUACUCGGCCAAGCUUGUUCGACUACCCACCUGAACAACAAGCCAAGACCGACGAAGCUCCCGAGAAGGUCAAAACCGCGGUAUUAUCGACCACAGCGCAAGCCAAGCGAAGAGCGCAGCGCAAGGAGAAGCAACAGCGGCGGGAGAGCAUGGAUGUGGAUCAGCCGGCACCACCUACACCCAAGAUUUCGACAGGAGACAAGGACGAGGACAAGAUGGAUACAGACGAGGUGGCUGUCAAAGAAGACGACGCCAAAGAGACGGAGAAGAAGGACCCCAAAAACGGAGAGAAGGAGAGUGCGCCAGCGGAGGGUCUCAAAAAGAAAAUGGAGAAAGAGAAGGUGGGCUAUGAAAUGAAGAACAUGUCGCGGGUUCUACCUGCUCAGCUCAAGUACCUCACCUUUACCGAUUCUCGGUACGUUCCAGUCAAGCGACCGACAGGUGGCGUGAUCCUCGUUCUCGAUACUCAACCAGAAAAGGAAAGAGAGAUCAUUGAGCUGAAAGCUACCAAAGUGGAGACCAAACCAGCGCCUGCAGCACAAGGGCCUGCCUCUCAAGCUCAGGGCUCUGACCACGCAGCUCCGCAAACCCCAGCUCAGCAGCCGACGACUAAUACAGGUGGAGCAGCUGCCGCUGCUGGAGUCUUGACAGCCAUAGACGAAGAUGAAGAAGGCGCUGAGGAGGCGCCUCUACCUGACGAAUUCGAUUACCAUUCCGACAAUGAGGGAGAUGGAGAGCAGUAA
Molecule: messenger RNA, 3477 nt
Organism: Endocarpon pusillum Z07020
Lineage: Eukaryota; Fungi; Ascomycota; Eurotiomycetes; Verrucariales; Verrucariaceae
Exons: 3
Coding region: 1-3477 (1158 amino acids)
Biological process (GO): regulation of protein catabolic process; proteasome-mediated ubiquitin-dependent protein catabolic process
Cellular component (GO): proteasome regulatory particle, base subcomplex; proteasome complex; proteasome storage granule
Molecular function (GO): enzyme regulator activity
Source: RefSeq, a predicted model, not a curated record